AUGACAGAGAAUAAUAGUAAAUUAUUAUCAAAAUUAAUAGUUCAUAAAAUCAUUGGUUUUGCUCUUGAUACAAUACCAUGCAGAGAUCUAUUUGAAGAGCUGUGCCUUCAAGAGAUCGACAAAAGAUAUUUAAAUUUUAAUAGAGGAGUAAUAGAGUAUGCUUUGGUUUGUAAGGUGUGGUUCAAUAUCGUAUCGAAACAAAUAUGUACAGAUUACUUGUUUAGAUCACAAGUAAAGUAUCCUUUUGAUUUUGGUAAGCGAUUGACAACACUCUCCAAUCCACAAUCGGUUUAUCGCGUGGAGAAUAUCCGAGAGUUGUACUUUGUUGACUAUAGCAAAAAUAAUGGUGUUUUGGCAAGUGACUGCGGUGCGAUUGGUCAUUCGCACGCACAACAUGAAAUUGGUGUUGGACAUCAUCAAACUCAUGCCUACCAUAAAGAUUCAAGUGUUGAGCUGACAACCAAUGAUUUGGUAUACUAUUCAACCUAUUUAAAUAACCAACAAUUCGAUUUCACUCCCAUCCGACGUUGGCGAGUCAACAAGAUUUUCUUUGAAUACGAUGCUGGUUUUUAUGACACUGGUGCUGUUCAUUACCAAUCGUAUGUCAAACUGUUUGCAAUCGAAUCACUCAAAUCCAUUGAAAUCUCGAAAGCAGACUACAUCGAUAUUAAAGAGUUAAAGUUGGUCGUAAACAAUCAUGUUGAAUCGUUCAAAGGUAGAUCGAUACUCGGUUUACUUAGUCAUGCUGCAGAUGAACCGAUUGGCGAUUGCUCUUGUACAUAUGGUGUGAUAGAUGGCUUUUCAGUGUUGAUAGCAAAGAACAAUCAAACAAGCGAAUGGAUAGAGUUUUGUCAACGACUUUCGAACAACACGACACUGAAGAGUCUAUCACUAAAUAACUAUUGCCAAGAUGAAUAUACUUUAGCAACUCACAAGAUAAGAGAUCGAUCAACACUUCAAUUGGUAUCACAUCAUUUCGCACAAUCAUUGAUGACCAACAUCACACUUUCAACUCUUAAAAUAUCGUGUGUUGUCUUGGAUCAAUCAUUUUACGAUCUAUUCAACAAUACAACAAUCACUAAACUUAAACUCUAUAAUCUUGAUGACGAUCAUCUUUUGGCGACUUCCAAAAUAUUGAAAUCCAACAAGACUAUGAGAAAACUAAAUAAAAUCAUUGAUUUUUCUUUUGGUUUACCAGAUUACAGAUAUCAAUUUGAAGCAGAGUACCGGAAAUCUAAAAGAAAAGGGAAUUCAAAUUUUAAUAGAGACGUUAUAAAGUAUGCUUUGAUUUGUAAGGAGUGGUUAAAUAUCGUAUCAAAAUACAUAUGUACAGAGUAUUUGUUCAAUGUACAACCAAAAUAUCGUAGACAUCCUGUUGAUUUUUUAAAACUAUCGACAGCGAUAUUUUCCAAGCCACAAUCGAUUUAUCGAGUAGAGAAUAUCAGACAGUUGUACUUUGUCGACUACUAUAAAAAUAUUGGUGUUUUGGCAAGUGAUUGCGGUGGCAAAGAGUUCAUCUCAAUCUAUGCCAAUGAUUUGGUAUACUAUUCAGCCUAUUUUAAUGUCAAUCAAUUCGAUCUCUCUCCAAUCAUACGGUGGCGAGUCAACAAGAUUUACUUUGAAUAUGAUUCGGGUGGUCAUGACACUGGUGCUGUUCAUCACCAAUCGUAUCUCAAACUGUUUGCAAUCGAAUCACUCAAAUCCAUUGAAAUCUCAAUCGAAGAUUACAUCGAUAUUAAAGAGUUAAAGUUGGUUGUAAACAAUCAUAUUGAAUCGUUCAAAGGUAGAUCGAUACUCGGUUUACUUGGUCAUGCUGCAGAUGAACCGAUUGGCGAUUGUUCUUGUGCAUAUAGUACUAGAAACUUGGCAACGAGGAUAGCAAACAACAAUCAAACAAGUGAUUGGAUUGCGUUUUGUCAACAACUAUCCAACAACAUGACACUGAAAACUAUAUCAUUAAAUAACUAUUGUAGAGAUGAAGAAACCUUAUCGAUUCACAAGAUAAGAGAUCAAUCGACACUUCAAUUGGUAUCACAUCAUUUCGCACAAUCAUUGAUGAGCAACAGCACACUUUCCACCCUUAAAAUAUCUUGUGUUGUCUUGGAUCAAUCAUUUUAUGAUGUAUUCAUAAAUAACAACAACACAACGAUCACUAAACUUAAACUCUAUAAUCUUGAAGACGAUCAUCUUUUGGCGACUUCCAAAAUAUUGAAAUCCAACAAAACUAUCAGAAAACUAAAUGUCAGAUCAUAUUUUAGAUAUUUUGAUUACGAUGCAAAGAAAGAGAGAAUGAAAGAAUAUAUCAUCUCGAUCGAUAACAUUCCAACCAACUGUACAAUCAUGCUAUUCAAAGGAGACACCCUCAAUGAUUCCAGACAUAAAUCGACACUCAAAUACUUUGAAGAAAUAAUUAGAGUAUCAACAUUGCACACUGAAAUGAUCGAAAGAGUAUAA
This is a messenger RNA of Heterostelium album PN500, 2454 nucleotides long. RefSeq lists its product as uncharacterized. The record is from RefSeq and is a predicted model, not a curated record. NCBI's taxonomy places the organism in Eukaryota, Evosea, Eumycetozoa, Acytosteliales, Acytosteliaceae. The coding region runs from base 1 to 2454 and encodes 817 amino acids. The transcript is spliced from 6 exons.